AUGGCCACCCCCUCCACAAUGGACCUGUCGGCCAUCACCUCGUCGGCCCAGGUGUUCACGUCGCCCCAGAAUACGCUGCUGCAGAUCCGAGCCAUCCACAAGGCCCUCCAUGUCGAGAUCGACGAUCGCGCCGCCCGCCUGCGCACCCAGGUCGGCUCCUCGUACCGCGACCUGCUAGGCACCGCCGACGCCAUCGUCCGCAUGCGCCGCGACAUGCAGCAAGUCCAGGCCACCCUCGACCGCAUGGGCGGCCGGUGCGGCCGCGCCGUCGUCGGGGCCAAGGUCGAGGGCCUGCGCCGCUUCGACUCCCCGCCCGACGCCGACGCCGACGCCGCCACGACGACGGACCGAGACCUCGCGCGAUCCCGCCGGGCGAAACCCAAGCAGAUGUCGGUGGCCGCGCGGACGAGGCUGCUCGACGCAUGCGCCCUUAGUGCCCGCCGCGUGCUGAGGGUCGGCCUGGGCCCCGCCGGGGCGGCGGCCGGUGGCCCAGGCUCCAACGGCGACAGGCUCCUCGUGGCGGCCAAGGCGCUGCUGCUGGGGCGGCUCGUGGGCAAGAGCCUGAGCGACGCGGGCGAGGCCGUCGACCCGCAGGUCAAGGCGUCCAUCGAGAGCUCGUGGAAGAGCCUGCUGGCCAGCAUCGAGGCAGCGCUCGAACGCGCCAGCGAGGCCGUCGUAGACCGCGACGACGUGCUCAAGGCGCUGUGUGCCCACAGCCUCGCGCGCAACGCCGGCGCCCGCGAGGUCCUCGGCUACUUCCUGCGCGCGCGCGGUCGCGCCAUGGCGGUCGCAUUUGAGCUCGAAGAUGACGAUGACGAUGAGGGCGGCGGGCGUGACGGCGGCCGUGGCGGCGGCGGGCGUGACAGGGGCCCGGCGGCCGUGCUCGACUGCCUGGGCCUGUACACGCGCACGCUGCUGGACGUGCAGGCGCUCGUGCCGGGCAGGCUGUCGGACGCUCUCAGGGGCCUGAAGAAGGCGGCCAUCGUCGAGGACGAGGCGCUGCUGGGGCUCGAGAGCCUCCGGCUCGACGUCACGGCCCGCUGGUGCGGCGACGAGAUCCGGUACUACAGGCCCUACAUACGCCACGACGACCUGGACGGGAAGCAGGCCCGGGAGAUGCUCGCGGGCUGGGCCGAAAAGGGUGGCGAGACGCUCCUCGGAGGCCUGGGGAAGACGCUGGGCCAGCUGCACGACUUCCGCUCCACCAUCGAGCUGCGCACGCAGGUGCUCCAGGGCUGGAUCCGCGACGGCGGCCGCGUCAGGGGGUUCGACCCCGCCGCCAUGCUCGACGGGCUGCGCGGCGCCGUCAACGCGCGCCUGCUCCAGAUGCUGGCCGACAAGGUGCACAAGCUCCGCCUGGUCGGGUCCGAGGUCUCGGCCACGCUCGACGGCUGGCACCAGGGGUCGACGGGCACCGGGGGUCCGGGCCUGUGGGACGACGACGACGACCAUGACAUGGACCUGGACCUCGCGGGCGGCGCCGCCUCGUUCACGCACGACGUGGUCUCGCGGCUGUACGGGCGCAACGACGCCGUGUCCAAGGCGGCUAACUGCUACCGGUCGUGGCACCGCGUCAUCGACGACGUCGGCGACGUGGUUGGGCAGCUGAGACGCCAGCGCUGGGACAACGACGUCGAUGAGGUCGAGGACGAGGAGACCAUCGAGCACCGGCAGCAGCUGCUCAGCAGGGACGACCCGCAGCUGCUCCACGACCGGCUGGGCGAGUGCCUGCGCGAGGCCUUUGCCGAGCUGGACGCCGAGUUUGGCAAGCUCUGGGCGGGCGUCGAGGGCGGCGGCGGAGAGCAGGCAGUUUAUUUCAUCCGCGUGCUGCGCGACGUGCGCAGCCGGCUACCCGACGUCGAGAAGGCCAAGGCGCUGGGCCUGUCGCUCAUCCCGGCCCUGCACGACAGGGUGGCCAGGACGGCCGCGCAGUCGCCGCUCGCCGAGUUCUCCGGCCGCGCGCUGACCCGGCGCACGGUCGCGGGGAGGGCGCUGUGGGAGGGCGCCGACCCGGACCUGCCCACGUCGCCGUCCCCCGGCGCCCUCGGCCUCCUGCGCGACCUGGCCGGGUCCAUGCAGGAGUCCGGCACCGACGUCUGGAGCCCGGCCGCCGUCGCCGCGCUCAAGGCGCACCUGCGGAAGCGGCUGCGCGAGGUCUGGACCGGGGCGCUGCGCCGGACGGAGCAGCCCGAGCAAGAAGGCAAGUCGGGGGACAAGACAGACGACCCAUCCAGCGACCAUGACGACGGCGGCGGCGCGGAAAAGCCCGACGGCGUCGAGGAAAAGGCCAGCAGUGGCGAGGAGGAAAAGCCCGACGGCGGAGACGCGCAAGCCGAGGACGCGCCUGCUACGGAACAGGACGACGCCGGUCGGGAGGCUCCCAUGUCGCUCGAGUCGCGGCGCGACCUGCUCGUGCAAUGGACCUUUGACAUAGCGCUCCUACGAUGCAGCAUGGGGGCCCCGCCCGACCCGUCGUCGCAGGACGAGCUCGAGCAGCUCGAGGAGGAUGUGUACCAGCGGUCCGGGCUGGAGAGCGGCGCGGCGCGCCAGCGGCUGGCGAGGUCGGCUCAAGAAUACUGGAAGCGGACGAACCUGUUGUUUGGGCUGCUGGCAUGA
Molecule: messenger RNA, 2616 nt
Organism: Gaeumannomyces tritici R3-111a-1
Lineage: Eukaryota; Fungi; Ascomycota; Sordariomycetes; Magnaporthales; Magnaporthaceae
Exons: 1
Coding region: 1-2616 (871 amino acids)
Biological process (GO): intra-Golgi vesicle-mediated transport
Cellular component (GO): COG complex; Golgi apparatus
Source: RefSeq, a predicted model, not a curated record